AUGACCCAGCCCGCCCCCGUCAGCUUCGACGAGAUGUUCGGCCAGACCCCCGGCAUUGUUGAUUACUCCUACCCUUUCGGUGAUGCCUCCACCAUCCUACCCGUGCCCGAGGUCACCGAUACACUAGGAGAGACCGCCAAGAAGUACACCGCCCUUGCGGAGGCAAUGGGCCCCACUGAGGAGAUGCAGUACAAGGCGUGGCGCGAUGGGGCGGCUAUUGCUCAACCCGAUUGGGAGACUGCACGCAAAGACGUCCCCACUGGCAAUAAGGCCUUGGCUCGUGCAAAACGCCGCAAGGUCGCCAUUAAUCGCAUCUUCAGCCGUGACGACCUGACUGAAGAGAACGUUAUGUGGCUUCACACAGAGCGAAAAUAUAUCAUCCCCUUGAUCACAGCAGUGGAGAAGGUGGUGUCCGCUGAGCGGGAUUUGGUUGGUGGCCAGACCGAACUCAGCGAAAUGGAGCUUGCCGAAGUUCAGACCCUCCGCCGAAUCACUAGCGUGGCCAUGGGCAACCUGCAACGCGUAUAUGAGCGACGCAACAUCCUUGCGCGGAAGAUUCAUUCGGCUCGUGAGGUCUUCCAGGCCCGUGAGCACGCAAUCAAAUCAAAGAUGACUGGCUAUAAACGUCGUCAAGACCCUAUCAAUGAGUAUAGGGCUGGCCGUGGACUCCCACGUAUCGGGGCUGAAUUCGAUUAUGGCACUGCGACUACCGGAGGUCGCGUUACGCGAUCUACCUUGCUUGCGGGCUCCGGAAUCACUGGUGGCGCCCGCCCCUCCAAGCGCCUAAGACAGGAUGACGACGCCGGCCCCUCCCAGUAG
This is a messenger RNA of Aspergillus thermomutatus, 819 nucleotides long. RefSeq lists its product as uncharacterized. The transcript is spliced from 2 exons. Bases 1 to 819 code for a protein of 272 amino acids. Lineage: Eukaryota; Fungi; Ascomycota; Eurotiomycetes; Eurotiales; Aspergillaceae. The record is from RefSeq and is a predicted model, not a curated record.